Messenger RNA from Mugil cephalus (flathead mullet), 4825 nucleotides. It is a transcript of the gene sall4, whose product is annotated as spalt-like transcription factor 4. The coding region runs from base 127 to 3360 and encodes 1077 amino acids. Gene Ontology annotation, molecular function: DNA-binding transcription factor activity, RNA polymerase II-specific; RNA polymerase II cis-regulatory region sequence-specific DNA binding. The transcript is spliced from 4 exons. Lineage: Eukaryota; Metazoa; Chordata; Actinopteri; Mugiliformes; Mugilidae. Gene Ontology annotation, biological process: regulation of transcription by RNA polymerase II. The record is from RefSeq and is a predicted model, not a curated record. Gene Ontology annotation, cellular component: nucleus.
UAUUGAUAAUAAUAAUUACGUUGACAUGCGCAUUUCUACUUCAGGGGCUAAUUUUCCAAGCUGGAGAAUUUGUUGAAGAAGGGGAGGAAAAAUUGUCUGUAACUCUUUGCUCCUGAUGGUUGCACCAUGUCGAGGCGCAAGCAAGCCAAACCACAGCACAUCAACUCCGACGAGCCCGGUUCCAUAGAAAAUGGGAUUCAUGGAGAUGAUCAAACUGCGGAGACUGGAAAUGAAAUAAAGAGGUUUAGAAUGGACGAAACCAGAGUCUGCAACAAGUGCUGUGCUGAGUUCUUUGACGAAGCAGAGUUUCUUGAGCACGAGAAAAAUUGCACUAAAAGUCAGCAAGUGGUCAUUAUGAAGGAUGGAGAUGGCAAUGACGUGCCAGAGGAAUAUUCACAAGGAUCUCCUGAAGGCCUAACCAGUGACCAUGAUGAUAGCCAGUCCAGCAGUCAUUCCCUGUCACAUGCUAAUGCGGACCAGCUGGAGAGAACAGAGGAAGAGUCCAGCAUGAAUGCAGAAGACUCGGGACACCAGGAUCGGGGAGACAUGUCUGCCAGUCCUGAGAUGGCUUUCCAUCAAUCUCCCAAAAUGCAAGAUUCAAAUGUCACUCUUGAAACCCUAGCUGACACUAAAGUGGCUGUUUCCCAACAUUCUUCAAAUACAUCCCUGACUUCAUCUCAGGAGGCUUUGCAGGCCAUCCCGGUGAUCUUGGAACAGCUAGUGUUCCUCCAGCAACAGCAGCUACAGCAAAUCCAGCUCACAGAGCAGAUCAGAAUCCAAGUGGCCAUGAUGACCCCGCAAGGUCUUCAGUCGUCUGUUGGGGCAGUAAUGGAUCCCCUGAAAGCUUUUGGUGCGCAUCUCUCUCAACAGUUGUCUGCAGCAGCAGCUCUCAUAGGAAAAAGGACAGGCAGUCAGAGCCUUUCCAUGGAGACGAUGAAGCAAGGUAAACUACCUCUGCCCACUGGCAUCCCUACCUCUCUGAGUGCAGGACUUAGCUCAGUGACUUCUAAAACAGACAUUAUGAAGGGAGUUCCAGAUCUGGCCAGCCGUUUACCAGCACUACUGCCCCAGUCACCAGGUGUCAUGGGUUUCCCUAAUGCCUUCAGUGGUGUCCAAGCAGGGAUUGAGUCCACCAAAAAAGUGAAGGCGAAGAUGCUGAACCUCCCACCAGAACAAAAGAACGGGGACUCAUUGCACAAGCACAAGUGUAAAUACUGCGGUAAGACAUUUGGCAAUGACAGUGCCCUGCAGAUUCACCUGCGUUCUCACACUGGAGAGAGGCCCUUCAAGUGCAACAUCUGCGGAAACCGCUUCACAACCAAAGGAAACCUCAAAGUGCAUUUCCAAAGGCAUAAAGACAAAUAUCCUAACAUUGGCAUGAAUCCUCAUCCGGUACCGGAGCACCUUGACAAUAUUCCCACCAGCAGCGGCAUUCCUUUUGGCAUGUCUGUGCCCAUGGAUGAGUCCAAUCUGACUGAAAUUAAGCCUAUACUAAGUCACCCAGCUGCUGGGUUAAGUGCAUCGUCAUUACCAGGAUUCAAAACUUUUGACGGUUUUGGGGGCGACCCGUUUUCCCAGAGACCCUCCCCAUCAACAAUUGAUGGCUCCCCGUCUGUGUUUGGCCAAGAGACAGGACUGGAUCCAAAUCAGAAGGAUACUAAGGAACUCCUGGGUGCACUGCAUCAUAUGAAUGGUAAUGGUUUCCCAGGAGAACAAAGCUCUGGAACAGCAAAACUUCAGCAGAUGGUGGAUGGCCUGGAAAAGAGGACCAACGACCCCAAUGAAUGUGUAAUCUGCCACAGGGUGCUCAGUUGUCAGAGCUCACUCAAAAUGCAUUACCGUACGCACACCGGUGAGCGGCCCUACAAGUGCAAAAUCUGUGGUCGCGCGUUCUCCACAAAGGGAAACCUCAAGGCUCAUUAUGGAGUACACAGGGCCAACACGCCACUGAAAAUGCAGCAUUCGUGUCCCAUCUGCCAGAAGAAGUUCACCAAUGCUGUGGUCCUGCAGCAGCACAUCCGCAUGCACAUGGGUGGGCAGAUCCCCAACACCCCGGUCCCAGAAAACCAGUUUGAACCAGCAGAAGUGAUGGAGCCAUCUCUACCAGAGGAGAAGCCUAUGGAUACCAACGGCUUUGAACCAAGCAUGGAAAGUCACCAGCCAGAGCGGAACUCCCAAAACGACACAUCAAACUCACUCCCAUCUGCAACAUCGGAGUCGGAGAAACAUGCAGCCCCUGCUGUGUUUUCAAGCCUUGAUGUUUUGAAGAAUCUCACCUCUGCUCUUGCACUGAACCGACAGAGCAGCACCGCUUCAGAGAGCGAAGGAACAGCCAAAGAGUCCCCACCAUCUCUUAGGGAGCAGGAAUACCAAAAUGGCCGUAGUCCUGCCAUUUCUGACUCAGCCAUAUCAUUUCACUCCUCUUCUCCAGUAAACAACACUAGUAAGAGUCCCGAGUCUGCUGUUGAUGAGUUUGCCCGCGGUGCGUUAAAAUCGGAGAUUGAUGGUACUCAAGAUGGUGGGGAGUCAAGUGGAGCCCUUGACCUUACAGCCUCCAGUAGCUCCACUCCGAAAGUAAUUAAAGAAGAACCCGGCAUGCUGUUUGCAAACGGAGACUAUGCUCCCAGUAACAUGUCUUUCAUGAGGAUACCAUCGAGUCUCUCCAGCCUGGAGAUGAAGAUUCCCCUUGAGAAUUCUUUGGGCCCUCAUGGUUUGUUCAGCUCCCAUUUGCCUCAGGGAACGGCCAUGUCCUCCUCCAUAUCCAGCGCACCACGGCGGUCAACCAAGCAGCACGUGUGCAAUGUCUGUGGCAAGAACUUCUCGUCUGCCAGCGCCUUGCAGAUCCAUGAGCGCACUCAUACAGGGGAGAAGCCUUUUGCCUGCAACAUCUGUGGCAGGGCUUUCACCACAAAGGGGAAUCUAAAGGUGCAUAUUGGCACUCACAUGUGGAACAAUUCAUCCCGGCGUGGCCAGCGUCUUUCUCUGGAUAAUCCCAUGGCUCUGAUGGCAAUGAGCACCGAGGCUAAGAUGAUGCCAGAAAUCAUGCAGGCCCCCAAAGAGCAGGGUGCUCCAUCAAUGACCUUUGACCCAUCUCUGUGGAACCAGUAUGCGGCUGCCUUCAGUGGAGGCCUGACUAUGAAGACCAAUGAGAUCUCUGUCAUCCAGGGGGGUGGUAUCCCGCUGCCCGGGAGCCCUGCCGGCGGGCCUCUGAUUGGCUCCACCGGCGGCCUCAUGAAGAUGGAUGGAUCUCACUCUGGCCUGCCUGCCACCUUGGCUGAAAUUGAGAAGAACAGCUCCGAUAGUGUGCCAAAAUCACAGUUCCCACAUUUCAUGGAAGAGGGCAAAAUAGCGGUUAAUUAGAUUUCUUUUAGCUCUCAGUUUGUGAAUUUUUGUUUUUGUUUUCUUUCUUUGAAUGAGGUACAAUCAAUAUCCAGAGAGAACCUCGUAGAAUUCCACUUUAGAUUUGAUUUUUUUUCUUCCACUGUCUUCACUGCAGCUCUCUCUCCUCCUGACCCCAAUGACUCAAGUGUUAUUUUUAGUUGACUUGAUAUAACUACUGUAGUUGUAUUUUAUUUUAUAUAAAAAUAUAUAUGCGGGUAUUUUUUCCUGUGACUAUUUUUUUUGUUUUGUUUUUUUUGUUUAUCCAGAAGUUUGAAUGUAUAACUUACUUGAAACUGCUUAAACUCGGACUGUCUCUUGAUACUUUUGAAGGAUUUCGAAUAGGAAACUUUUCAGGGCGAGGCUUUUUAAGGACACCAGUUUGACCUGUCAGGACGCGGUCUCGGUCUUCAAAAAGAAUGGUGCAGUUAACCAUGUUUGUCUGUAAUGACUACUUUCCCUCUUGUUGUGUGCCAUAGGUUUUAUGGCCCUGUACAUGUUUGUAGUGGUAAAUAUGAUUAGCUUGUCUCAUUGUUGAAGGGGCUUUUGACAGAUUAUUCAAUUUUUCUUGCCUUUUUUAAAAAAGAAAAAAUCAAGGUGCAACAGUUAGGUCGUCAGUUUUAGAUAAUGUGUGACAUCUUUGUUGCGUUAGUGCCAAGAUACAGUAGUUGAUAACUCAUACCUUUCGGCAAGUGCCUAAUCUGAACUAAAAAUGUUGGCUGUUCACUUCCAAAGGCCCAUAUGUUGCUGUGCUGUACCAUGAAGCUUAGAAUGUAUUUCAUAGUUUGAUCCAUAUAUUCCACCUUGUGAGCACCAGGGGCAUACCAGGUGCUCGAUGUUCUCAUGCCUGCACUUUAUUUCAGGUUUCUGUUGCAUUUGCAUUUCACUGCUUUUAUGAUGUCUAAAUGAGGAAAAGGCAAACUUUUCCUUCCUGCCAGAAAUGACCAUUUACAUUGCCAGGCUAUGUUUUUUGUUUUCUUUUUCUUUUGUUUUUUUUUUUGUUUAGGUUAUCAACUUGUAGCAUCAUUAAUUUAUUUAUAAUACACACACACACAAUGCUUGAGUUUUGGGGGUAAGUUCUACCUCAUCUAGAUAUUAGUCUCCCAUGCCCCUUAACACUCAAGGCGAUGCUCUGUACAUUUUCUGAUACAUUUUGUUUUUCUCCUGAAUACACUUUUUUUUUUUUUUUUUUUUAUUUUUUUUUUUUUCAUUCUCCACCUGCUGAGUUGAACGGUAAUGAAUGUAUCACUGGACACUUUACGCAACUCAGACUGGUCAGAGUACUUCGUAGGCCCCUGCUGUACAUUCCUUUAUUGAUAUGCAUUUGCCAAACUGUGCCUUUCUUUAGCAAACCAUGUCAAGACUGCUUUCAAGUUGUCUCCACAGUUCACGUAUUGUUGAGCCAAUUUGUUCUGUUUACAAUGUAAAUGUUUUGUCUUUUUUUUUU